AUGAACGGAACUAAUUAUGAACGGUCGGAUAUGACAAUUGACAAAGGAGGUCAAUACAGUAGGGGCUUUCUGUUCAUCUUGCCAAUCAUCUUCUGCGUGAUUUUUAUUGGAAAUGUUCUUCUUCUAGUUGCGAUCAAAUCAUUCCGCGUCCGACGAGUUCCUGAUCUCCUUGUUGGUUCAUUAGCUGUUGUAGAUCUUUUAAAUGACUUAGGACCUGUCUUAAUAUCGAUCGUUGUGUUUCAAAUCGAUCACCGAGGGUUUCAGAGUGGACGCAUAAGUUACGAGCUGUGCCAGUUUUAUAACUGGAUUUCUUCUUUUCUUCGCUUGUCAGCUUCGUUUGUGGCGUCAUUAAUGGCUCUAGACUGUUUCUGUGCAACCUUACAGCCGAUCUAUUAUCGGACCAAAGUCACAUGUGACAAGGUUACCAAACUAAUAUUUUGCGUUGUGUCGUCAGCGGCAUUUAUAUCUGCGUUUCCCGCGAUGGGCUGGGGAAGAGUUCUAACUCACAGGGGAGUUUGUUCGUUCAACUUCGACGGAGGCUUCGCUCAAUUUAUUGCCAUAUUAGGAUAUAUUCAACUCUUAAUUGUUCUGUCCUGUUUCGUCGCCGUUGCAAGAAAAAUGAACAAAUAUGAAAAACGAUUCGGUGGGCUUCGACGAGGUAGGACGCUGACCUUUCUGAAUGGCAGGCUACAAGCUGUGGAAAUGCAAACAGCAAGUGAAAGGCGAAUGUCAAAUAUUGAAGAAAAUGGCAUUCACGGUAAUAGCAAAAGCGAAAGUACAUACAACACCACAAGAGGAACGAGUGUAUCGGCAGAAGACGACGACAGCGACAAAAUUACACAGGAAAACUACGAACAAAAUACAAGAAGAAGCAGGGAAUCAAUAUCAGAUCAUGGUGUCAGUCGGUUCCGCGUCAACAGGCAUGUGAAAGAGAGCCGUCAGUUCACAAAAGUUCUUGGAUCAGCGGUAUUUCUAUUCUAUGUCAGCUGGAUGCCAAUCAUUUUUACUAUCACCGAAGAGCUAGCCACAGGUCAUCAUCACGAGGUUCUCCAGUCCCUGUCGGCCCAGAUGUCUCUUCUGUGUUCUAUGUUCAAUCCUUGGGUGUACUGUGGUCUGUCUCGUCCGUACAGGGCAUCUUACAUCCGUGCCCUUAAGAGGCUUGGGAGAGUUUGUGGCUUUUCCGCUGCCAGUCAACACGACAUCGUAACAAUUGUUGAUACUAGCAGCCGGUUCAGAACUUCUACACGACGGAUAUUUCCAGAAACAAGAUAAAGAGGUCAGCAUAGCCUAGUAACUGCUCAAGAUCAAGAAAUUCACUUCCAAACGGUGUACAG
Molecule: messenger RNA, 1334 nt
Organism: Stylophora pistillata
Lineage: Eukaryota; Metazoa; Cnidaria; Anthozoa; Scleractinia; Pocilloporidae
Biological process (GO): G protein-coupled receptor signaling pathway
Cellular component (GO): plasma membrane
Molecular function (GO): G protein-coupled receptor activity
Source: RefSeq, a predicted model, not a curated record